AAAAAGGCGACCCGCUGAUCUCUUCCUUUGCGCAUGUCAAACAGGACCCUUUUUUAAACCUACUGCCCAUUAUCCUUGCAUCAUUCUGCAAAGAAAGCAUUCGUAAAAGCGUCGCUUCUUUUAUUUCACAAUCUUUGAUUUGAAAUCCCUCAUUACUUGGUUUGUUUCUGCCUGGGCGGUGAUGAAACGUUCGUCCUCUCCACAUUCGUCAUCUUCUCAUCCAACAUCUGAACAUCAGACACGCAACAGCAACAGCAAGAGGCAAAAAAUCAAUAGCCCUUCCACCACAAACGAACAAGACUCGAUGGGAACCGUCGUUCUACCUUAUAUAAAUGAUCUUCUUCAAAAUUUUGAACAGGGCCAUUAUGAUCAAUGUCUGAAAGGCUCUCCUCCAGCGUUCGAUCAAUUAUCUAUCGACGAUAAACAAUCAAUCAGUGCAAUUGAAUCCACCAUCAAAUCACUGGUUGAACGACAUGUGCGUUUAGAGACCGAAAAUUUACGUUAUCAAGUCGCACUUCGUCAACAACAGCAACUGCUGUCCUCAACACACCCGUCCGAAGCGCAGGACGCUUCCGAACCAGCCACUAAACCAGAACGAAACGGUUCUGCCUUGUUACCUGUCACGCCUGAGGAUGGUAUAUGGAGUAUGAAAGACCAAAAUGUUGUGGAUAAAGUCAAGACGAAAUCCAGUGUAUUUCCACCUUUGUCAAUGACCAGCUACUUUUCUUCCAAUAAUAUCCCAACUCCACCAUUUACAACCUCAUCUUCUCCAAACAACUACAGUCUGACCUCCCCUCCGUUUACUCCAUCACCGGCCACUCAUCACUUCGCUGACAACGAUCUAUUCUGUUAUGAAUGUUUGAUACAAGCAACCAAAGUCUCUACCGCUGUUCACCAGGGCGACCUGAAGCAGCGUAUUACCUGUACUCAUGAACGCCACACUUCUCUACCUGCUGAUUCUCCUUUCAACUUGCUCAAAAACUCAAUGAACGUCAUGGCUGACCAUGUUGAACACAUUGUUCAAGCCGUCAACCAAGUCGCUCGCGAUACACACAAAGAAGGCAAACUUGGUUUGCGUGCCGAAGUCGAUGUCGAUGCGACCGAUGGUGUUUGGCGCGAACUGGUUGUCAAUCUCAAUUCCAUGACUCAAAGUAACCAGGAACAGGUUAGAGAUAUCGCUGAAGUCUCUACUGCUGUAGCCAACGGUGAUCUUAGUAAAAAGAUUACCGUCGAUGUGAAGGGAGAGACGUUAUUAUUGAAGAAUACUAUUAACACCAUGGUGAACCAACUUAAUCUCUUCGCUUCCGAAGUGACUCGAGUUGCCCGCGAAGUAGGAACGGACGGAAAAUUGGGUGCUCAAGCUAAAGUCGCUGGUGUGGACGGCACUUGGAAACUAUUGACCGACAAUGUAAAUACAAUGGCCAACAAUCUAACUUAUCAAGUACGAGAUAUUGCUAUGGUCUCAAAAGCCGUUGCUCGUGGUGAUUUGACCAAAAAGAUUACCGUCGAGGUAAAAGGUGAAGUCUUGGAAUUAAAGAAUACAAUCAACACAAUGGUGGACGAACUUUCUACCUUCGCCACGGAAGUCACUCGAUUAUCUGUCGAUGUUGGUACUGAAGGAAAAUUGGGUGGCCAGGCCAUUGUCAAGGAUAUGGGUGGUACCUGGAAGGAUCUCACAGAAAAUGUAAAUCUCAUGGCUAGUAAUCUCACCAACCAGGUCAGAGAUAUCGCCACGGUUUGUAAAGCGGUUGCUAGCGGUGAUCUUGGCAAGAAGGUCACCGUCAACGUCCGUGGUGAAAUGCUCGAACUGAAAGAUACCAUGAAUACCAUGGUGGACCAACUGCUUAUGUUUGCUGCUGAAGUCACUCGUGUUUCCCUGGAUGUCGGUACCGAAGGGCGACUGGGUGGACAGGCGCAUGUCAAAGACGUCGCGGGUAUUUGGAAGGAUCUUACGGAUAAUGUCAACACCAUGGCUGCCAAUCUUACCACCCAAGUACGAUCUAUCGCUGAAGUCACCAAAGCCGUCGCCAACGGUGAUCUUUCCAAGAAAAUCGAUGUAGAAACGCGAGGCGAAAUUUUAGAUCUCAAGAACACCGUUAAUAACAUGGUGGAUCAAUUGAAUGUGUUUUCCGCCGAAGUUACUCGUGUCGCUAAAGAAGUCGGUACCGAUGGUAAAUUGGGUGGUCAGGCCGUGGUUCCUUCCGUCGGCGGUACCUGGAAGGAUCUUACCGAGAAUGUCAACCUUAUGGCUGGUAACCUUACCACCCAAGUGCGAUCCAUUGCCGAGGUCACCAAAGCCGUCGCCAAUGGUGAUCUUUCCAAAAAAAUCGAUGUCGAAACACGUGGAGAAAUUCUGGACCUUAAAAAUACCGUCAAUAACAUGGUGGAUCAGUUGAAUGUGUUCUCAGCUGAAGUCACGCGUGUUGCCAAAGAAGUCGGUACCCAUGGCAAAUUGGGUGGUCAAGCCGUUGUCCCUUCGGUCGGCGGUACCUGGAAGGAUCUUACCGAGAAUGUCAAUCUUAUGGCUGGUAACCUUACCACCCAAGUGCGAUCCAUUGCCGAAGUCACCAAAGCCGUCGCCAACGGUGAUCUUUCCAAGAAAAUCGAUGUUGAAACGCGCGGAGAAAUUCUGGACCUUAAAAAUACCGUCAAUAACAUGGUGGAUCAGUUGAAUGUGUUCUCGGCUGAAGUCACGCGUGUGGCCAAAGAAGUCGGUACCGAUGGUAAAUUGGGUGGCCAAGCUGUUGUCCCAUCGGUAGGCGGUACUUGGAAGGACUUGACUGACAAUGUCAACAUGAUGGCUGGUAAUCUUACCACUCAGGUGCGAUCUAUUGCCGAGGUCACGAAAGCUGUAGCCAAUGGUGAUUUGUCCAAAAAAAUCAACGUCAACGUCAGUGGCGAAAUCUCAGAUCUCAAGGAUAUUGUCAACAACAUGGUGGACCAACUUCGAGUGUUUGCUGCUGAAGUCACGCGUGUGGCGAAAGAAGUAGGCACGGACGGCAAACUGGGUGGUCAAGCUGUAGUCGCUGGAUUAGGCGGCACUUGGAAGGAUCUCACGGACAAUGUCAAUAUGAUGGCUGGUAAUCUAACGACGCAGGUGCGGUCGAUUGCGCAAGUGACGAAUGCGGUAGCGAAUGGUGAUCUUUCUAAAAAAAUCAAUGUCGACGCUUAUGGUGAAAUUCUGGACUUAAAAAUCACGGUCAAUAACAUGGUGGAUCAACUUAACGUAUUUUCGGCUGAAGUCACACGUGUCGCCAAAGAAGUCGGAACGGAAGGCAAGCUUGGUGGUCAGGCUAUUGUUCCCAGUGUCGGUGGUACCUGGAAGGAUUUGACGGAUAAUGUCAACAUGAUGGCUGGUAACCUUACCACCCAGGUACGAUCCAUUGCUCAAGUGACGAAAGCUGUGGCCAAUGGUGAUCUGUCCAAGAAGAUUGAGGUGGAAACUCGUGGAGAAAUCUUGGAUCUUAAAAAUACCGUCAAUGACAUGGUGGAUCAACUGAACGUCUUUUCCGCUGAAGUCACGCGUGUCGCUCGCGAAGUCGGCACAGAAGGCAAACUGGGUGGUCAAGCGGUUGUCGCCGGUGUUGGAGGCACCUGGCUAGAUCUUACUGAAAACGUCAAUAUGAUGGCUGGUAAUCUUACCACGCAAGUACGAUCCAUUGCACAAAUCACCAAAGCCGUCGCGGGCGGCGACCUGUCCAAGAAGAUUGAAGUGGAAACACGCGGAGAGAUUCUGGAUCUCAAAAACACCGUCAAUAACAUGGUGGAUCAGUUGAAUGUGUUCUCGGCUGAAGUCACGCGUGUGGCCAAAGAAGUCGGUACCGAAGGCAAACUGGGUGGUCAAGCUAUUGUACCCAAUGUUGGCGGUACCUGGAAAGAUCUCACUGAUAAUGUCAACAUGAUGGCUGGUAACUUGACUACGCAAGUGCGAUCUAUUGCCGAAGUCACAAAAGCUGUUGCCGAAGGUGAUCUGUCCAAGAAGAUUAAUGUCAACGUCAGUGGCGAAAUUUCCGAUCUCAAGGAUAUUGUCAAUAACAUGGUGGACCAACUUCGAGUGUUUGCUGCUGAAGUCACGCGUGUAGCGAAAGAAGUAGGCACGGAAGGCAAACUGGGUGGCCAAGCUGUGGUGGCAGGUGUAGGCGGUACUUGGAAACAUCUCACGGACAAUGUCAAUCUCAUGGCUGGUAAUCUCACGACGCAAGUACGAUCCAUCGCUCAAGUUACCAAAGCUGUCGCCAACGGUGAUCUUUCCAAGAAAAUUAAUGUCGAUGUCCGUGGUGAAAUUGCUGAUCUAAAGACAACGGUCAAUGACAUGGUAGACCAACUUACUAUCUUCUCUGCUGAAGUCACUCGUGUCGCCAAGGAAGUCGGUACCGAUGGUAAACUUGGUGGUCAAGCUGUGGUCGCGGGUGUUGGUGGUACCUGGAAGGAUCUCACUGAGAAUGUAAACCUUAUGGCCGGUAAUCUUACCACUCAGGUACGAUCCAUUGCUGAAGUCACCAAGGCGGUAGCAAGUGGUGAUUUGUCCAAGAAGAUUGAUGUUGAAACUCGCGGAGAAAUUUUGGAUCUCAAGAACACUGUCAAUAACAUGGUGGAUCAAUUGAACGUCUUUUCCGCUGAAGUCACUCGUGUUGCUCGCGAAGUCGGUGCUGAUGGUAAACUGGGUGGCCAGGCUGUCGUCCCUUCUGUUGGUGGAACAUGGAAGGAUCUUACAGACAAUGUCAACAUGAUGGCUGGUAACCUUACCAGUCAAGUGCGAUCUAUUGCCGCUGUCACCAAUGCUGUCGCCAACGGAGACUUGAGUAAAAAAGUCAACGUCGAUGUUCGUGGUGAAAUUGCUGAUCUCAAGAAUACCGUCAACAACAUGGUGGACCAACUUCGUGUGUUUGCAUCUGAAGUUACGCGUGUGGCAAAGGAAGUCGGUACCGAAGGUCGUCUUGGUGGUCAAGCUCUUGUACAAGGUGUGGGUGGUACCUGGAAGGAUCUCACGGAUAAUGUCAACACCAUGGCUGCUAAUCUCACAACGCAAGUACGAUCUAUCGCUCAAGUGACGAAAGCGGUUGCCAGUGGAGAUCUUUCCAAGAAGAUUGAAGUUGAAACCAGUGGUGAAAUCUUGGAUCUCAAGAAUACUAUCAAUAACAUGGUGGAUCAGUUGAAUGUGUUCUCUGCUGAAGUUACCCGUGUCGCUCGUGAAGUAGGUACGGAGGGUAAACUAGGAGGUCAAGCUUAUGUCAAUGGUGUGGCAGGAACCUGGCAAGAUCUUACAGAAAAUGUCAACAUGAUGGCUGGUAACUUGACCACGCAAGUACGAUCUAUUGCACAAGUCACCAAGGCUGUCGCUAGUGGCGAUCUUUCCAAGAAGAUUGAAGUUGAAACUCGUGGAGAAAUUCUGGACCUUAAGAACACUGUCAAUAACAUGGUGGAUCAGUUGAAUGUGUUCUCGGCCGAAGUCACACGUGUUGCUCGCGAAGUAGGUACAGAAGGUAAACUUGGUGUGCAAGCUCAAGUCGAGGAUGUCGAAGGAACUUGGAAGGAGAUCACAAGCAAUGUCAAUACCAUGGCAGCCAAUCUUACUUCACAAGUGCGUGCCUUUGCCCAAAUUUCUGCUGCUGCCACUGAGAAUGAUUUCUCUCGAUUCAUUACUGUUUCUGCCUCUGGUGAAAUGGAUAGCCUGAAGACAAAGAUCAAUCAAAUGGUCUUCUCUCUCAGAGAUGCUAUCCAAAAGAACACCCAAGCAAGGGAAGCGGCUGAACUGGCCAAUCGAUCUAAAUCAGAAUUCUUGGCCAACAUGUCUCACGAAAUUCGUACACCCAUGAACGGUAUUAUCGGCAUGACUUCACUCACACUGGAGACAGAGCUUACUCGACAACAACGUGAAAACUUGAUGAUUGUAUCCAGCUUGGCCAACAGCCUAUUGACGAUCAUUGACGAUAUUUUGGAUAUUUCCAAGAUUGAGGCAGGUCGCAUGACGAUUGAAUCCAUCGAAUUCUCAUUACGGUCAGCUGUCUUUAGUGUUCUCAAGACACUUGCUGUCAAGGCCAAUCAAAAGAAACUGGACUUGAUAUACGAUGUUGAUAAUGCCAUUCCUGAUCAACUGGUUGGCGACCCUCUUCGUCUGCGUCAAGUGAUUACUAACCUUAUUGGUAACGCUGUCAAAUUCACCACGGAAGGCGAAGUGGUUCUGAAAACGAAGAUCAUUGGAACGGAUGAAAAUAUGGUUACACUGCAGUUCUGUGUCAGUGACACUGGUAUUGGUAUACAAGAAGACAAAUUGCUGAUUAUUUUCGACACAUUCUGUCAAGCUGAUGGAUCCACAACACGUGAAUAUGGUGGAACUGGUUUGGGACUUUCCAUCUCUAGACGCCUCGUCCAACUUAUGGGAGGUACGGUCUGGGUGGAGUCCGUAUACGGUAGAGGAUCUGAAUUUUACUUCACAAUGCAAGUGAUGGUGGGCUCCACGCCCUUCCAAGUUAUUGAAGACAAGAUGGCACGAUUCCAAAACCGACAUAUCUUAUUUUUGGAUAGUAUUGGAGACACAACCGAUCUCCAAUCAAGUAUUGAAAAGCUGAAGUUGAGGUGCACUAGGGUACGUAGUAUACAAGAAGCCGCCAACAUGAAUGCAGCUCGGUCCAAGGAAGCGCCCAUCUUCGACACGGUUGUGGUUGAUAAGGUGGCACAUGCAGAAAAGAUUCGUGAAAUUGUUCAUUUACGAUAUACUCCGAUCGUCCUGAUUGCACCUUCUAUUCGAAGACUCAACAUGAAGUUGUGCAUUGACCUUGGUAUCACUGGUUACAUCAAUUCUCCCGUCAAUCUUCCAGACUUGGCUCAUGCGCUCUUGCCGGCGCUUGAGAGUCAUGCUGCUCUUCCCAGCGACUUGACGCGACCUAGUCCUUUGGAAAUUUUAUUGGCGGAAGAUAAUAUUGUCAAUCAGAAAUUGGCUGUACGAAUACUCGAAAAAUUCGGUCACAAGGUCAAGAUUGUGUCCAAUGGAAAGAUGGCCGUGGAUGAAUUUGGUGAUCGACCAUAUGAUUUGAUUCUUAUGGACGUACAGAUGCCUAUUAUGGGAGGGUUCGAGGCCACUCAGAAGAUUCGUGAAAUUGAACGAAGCGCAGGAUUGGGCCAACAUAUUCCAAUCAUUGCCUUGACCGCUCAUGCCAUGAUCGGAGACCGUGAAAAGUGCUUGUCUGCUGGCAUGGACGAGUACGUGACAAAGCCGCUCAGGUGAGUUCGAAAACUGGGAUUGAAGGGCCGAACUACUGAAACCUAAC
This is a messenger RNA of Umbelopsis ramanniana AG, 7268 nucleotides long. RefSeq lists its product as uncharacterized. Gene Ontology annotation, cellular component: membrane. The transcript is spliced from 7 exons. The coding region runs from base 182 to 7225 and encodes 2347 amino acids. Gene Ontology annotation, biological process: cellular hyperosmotic response; phosphorylation; phosphorelay signal transduction system. The record is from RefSeq and is a predicted model, not a curated record. NCBI's taxonomy places the organism in Eukaryota, Fungi, Mucoromycota, Umbelopsidomycetes, Umbelopsidales, Umbelopsidaceae. Gene Ontology annotation, molecular function: phosphorelay sensor kinase activity.